Messenger RNA from Eremothecium gossypii ATCC 10895, 2070 nucleotides. RefSeq names its product ribosome biosynthesis protein ENP2 (gene ENP2). Lineage: Eukaryota; Fungi; Ascomycota; Saccharomycetes; Saccharomycetales; Saccharomycetaceae. The coding region runs from base 1 to 2070 and encodes 689 amino acids. The transcript has a single exon. Gene Ontology annotation, molecular function: protein binding. Gene Ontology annotation, biological process: maturation of SSU-rRNA from tricistronic rRNA transcript (SSU-rRNA, 5.8S rRNA, LSU-rRNA). The record is from RefSeq and is marked provisional. Gene Ontology annotation, cellular component: nucleus; nucleolus; 90S preribosome.
AUGGUGUUAAAGUCUACAUCUGCCAGUGAUAUCUCUGUAUAUCAAGUUUCCGGCACCAAUGUAUCCAGAUCGCUGCCGGACUGGAUAGCGAAGAAGCGCAAGCGCUCGCUGAAGAACGACCUGGAAUGGCAAAAUAGAGUCGAGCUAAUACAGGAUUUCGAGUUCAGUGAAGCGUCCAACAAGAUCAAGGUGUCGCCCGAUGGGCAGUACGCGAUGGCAACGGGCACUUAUAAGCCGCAGAUCCACGUAUACGACUUUGCAAACCUGUCGAUGAAGUUCGAGAGGCACACGGACGCCGAAAACGUGGACUUCGUGAUCCUGUCGGAUGACUGGACCAAAAGUGUGCAUCUGCAGAACGACCGGAGCAUACAGUUUCAGAACAAGGGUGGAAUCCACUACACGACGCGGAUUCCGAAGUUUGGACGGAGCUUGUGUUACAACAAGGUCAACUGCGACUUGUACGUCGGUGCCUCCGGCGAUGAACUUUACCGACUGAACCUCGAGCAGGGCCGCUUCCUGAACCCAUUCAGGCUUGAGGGCGAGGGCGUGAACCACGUCAGCAUAUCUGACACAAAUGGGCUGUUAUCUGUCAGUAUGGAGAGCAACGUGGUCGAAUUUUGGGAUCCGCGCGCGCGUACCCGCGUCACCUCCCUGCACUUGGAGAACCAGCUUGAUUCUGCUCCAUUCCAGGUAACUACCAGCAGCUUCAGAGGCGACGGACUCAACUUUGCAUGCGGCACCUCCAGCGGCUACACCUACUUAUAUGAUCUUCGUAUGUCAGAUCCUUUGAUGAUGAAAGAUCAGGGCUACGGUUUUGAAAUUAAGAAGAUCAUUUGGCUAGACAAUGUCGGAUCAGACAACGAUGCUAAUAAACUAUUGACGUGCGACAAACGUAUUGCGAAAAUAUGGGACAGGAACACCGGCACGCCUUACACAUCCAUGGAACCAAAUGUUGAUAUCAACGAUAUAGAGCACGUUCCGGGCACGGGCCUCUUUUUCACAGCCAACGAAGGGAUUCCUAUGCAUACCUAUUAUAUCCCUGCGCUAGGGCCAGCGCCAAAAUGGUGUUCUUUCUUGGAUUCGAUCACAGAAGAGCUUGAGGAGAAGCCUAGCGACACUGUCUACUCUAAUUACAGAUUUAUUACGAAGGAAGAUGUCAGGAAAUUGAAUCUGGCGCAUCUCAUUGGCUCCAAAGUUUUGCGGGCAUAUAUGCAUGGUUAUUUCAUUAAUACAGAGCUGUACGAUAAGGUUUGUCUGAUUGCGAAUCCAAACACCUACAGAGAUGAGCGCGAGCGUGAAAUCAGACGGAGAAUCGAAAAAGAACGCGAGUCUCGGAUCAGAACGUCCGGCGCCGUCACAAAGGCCAAGGUCAAGGUUAACAAGGGUCUUGUUGAUAAGCUGGCAGAGAAGCGUGGUGGCCAGGCCGCAGAGAAGAUCCUGGAGGAUGAACGUUUCAAGGAAAUGUUUGAGGACGAGGAUUUCUUGGUCGACGAGGAUGACUAUGAUUACAAGCAACUGAACCCCGUUAAGUCCGCAAGAGAAACCGAUGCAGGCGCUGCCAAACGUAUUAGAGCGCUGACCGCUGCCGAAGAGUCCGACGAAGAACGUAUCGCAAUGCGCGACGGCCACGAUUCAGACUCCGAAGAGAGCUCGGACAGCGAUGACUCGGGCUCGGAUGAAGAGCCUGACGAUGCUACACGCAAGAAAGUGGCUAAGCAAGUUGCCACCCUGCAGCGUAGACGCAAGGAGAAACAAGAAGAGUCCAAGUUUCUCAAUCAGCUCAGCGUGGGCACUGCAGAAGAACAUUCCAGCGCAGCCCGCGAAACCACAUUUGAUGCACAGCUCCAGCAGAUGCGGCAGCAAGAAGCUGGCAAUUCCUCGGAUACUAUAUUGCGCCGCAACAACCGUGGUGAGGCUGAGCUGACGUUUAUUCCUAAAAAGAAGGAAAAGAAGAAGCGUGUCGAUUUCGCCGAUGACACUGACGCCCACAGUGACGCAAAGAACGGCAGAAGCCGUCCUCGCAUGGAAGGUAGGAGAAGAGCAAGCAAAAAUGUCUUCCGUGGUAUGUAG